CACCAUACCUGGCUCUCACCCAUCUUUUUAAUGAUCCAAUUGAACCUCGGUUUUCGAGGAUCUUUGGGAUUACUACCCUCAUUUCCUCGUACACGCUAUUUGUAGAAUUGCUCCAAGCGUAAACUCCAACACCCCCACAUUCUCUACCUAGGUAGCUGUCCUGUGAUGUUCAUCCGCGUCACAGCCCUGCCCUGCAUACCUCACAGCCCACAGGCGUUCCUAGCUCACAGUGCUGAGAGCCGCCCUCCCAAGUGCAAGGACAAGGUGCAGAGCCGGACUCUGAGCGGGAUGGGUGACUGGAGGGGCUACAUCAGUGCUGUGCUGCGGGACCAGCGCAUCGACGAUGUGGCCAUCGUGGGCCACUCGGACAAUCGCUGUGUGUGGGCAUCACGGCCGGGGGGCCUGCUGGCAGCCAUCUCUCCGCAGGAAGUGGGUGUCCUCCUGGGGCCAGACCGGCACACCUUCCAGCAGACCGGCCUGAGCGUGGCCGGCCGUAGCUGCUGUGUCAUCCGAGACAACCUGCUAGAGGAGAGCGAUGGAGUGCUGGACGUGCGCACCAAGGGGAUAGACGGGCGUGCGAUCUCUGUGGGCUACACGCCCAGGGCGCUUCUUGUGCUCAUGGGCAGACGUGGCGUGCAUGGAGGCAUCCUCAAUAAGACAGUGCACGACCUGAUGGACGGGCUGCGCAGGCAGUGCUCGUAGCUGGACAGCCAGACCACCCAUGGUGGUAGGGGGACCAGAAUAAAUUGUGAACUGGGUGCUGAGGGCUCAUCUUCCUUGUGGGGGUGGGGAGCUGGUAAUAAGAAAAUCAGUUUAUGGGA
Messenger RNA from Nannospalax galili (Upper Galilee mountains blind mole rat), 821 nucleotides. RefSeq names its product profilin 3 (gene Pfn3). NCBI's taxonomy places the organism in Eukaryota, Metazoa, Chordata, Mammalia, Rodentia, Spalacidae. Gene Ontology annotation, biological process: positive regulation of actin filament bundle assembly; regulation of actin filament polymerization; actin cytoskeleton organization. The coding region runs from base 166 to 702 and encodes 178 amino acids. Gene Ontology annotation, molecular function: actin binding. The record is from RefSeq and is a predicted model, not a curated record. Gene Ontology annotation, cellular component: cytoplasm. The transcript has a single exon.